Messenger RNA from Verruconis gallopava, 1552 nucleotides. RefSeq lists its product as uncharacterized. NCBI's taxonomy places the organism in Eukaryota, Fungi, Ascomycota, Dothideomycetes, Venturiales, Sympoventuriaceae. The record is from RefSeq and is a predicted model, not a curated record. The transcript has a single exon. Bases 1 to 1392 code for a protein of 463 amino acids.
AUGGCUGCGGGUGCCCUGACUGCCCCGGCCAGGGAUGAGUGCCCACCAUCGAUCAGGAAGAUAAUUUACCAGUACAUCACAGCGGAGGAGGAAGAGGCAAUUCAGAAGCAAUUCAAAUCCCCACAAUCGUGUUCCAUCUUAAAGAUCUUGUGGAGUGGUGUUCCCAGGAGCUUGGCAGAGAAAUGGGCGCACGACCGCGGUCAUCAGACCUUAGUCCUGGCUAUGGGCCCUCUGCUGGAAAGAAAGAAGUCAUCGGGCUUGAAGAAUUCGAAACGAACUUCAAGGUAUUGGAGCAGUUACAUGAAAGGGGCUUCGGCCUUGUUUGCGUGGCACGCGGCUCUCUCGUCGACCGUAGUCAUUUUAACCCCCCCGCCACCGGAAAGAUUCCAUCCCUUAGGAUGCACAAAUCUGCAAAUCGUCGAGAUGCCUGUCAUUGCGGAACAUAUAAGGCUUUCUGCGGAUGAGAUUCGCGUAGUAUUGGUGCAUCCCACUGUCAAAGGAGCGGACGAUUUUAGCUAUCAGAUCUGGCCUAGCGACCAGACGGUGCUUUGGAAGGAAAGGUUCGGACACGUGCUUUUCGAACCACCGCAUUGGAGGGCGAUGAAAUCAAAUUCUAGAUACGUACAGGAAGUUGGAACGGGAGAUCCCAGCUUAAGCGGCAAUCUUCAAUCCUUCGAGACCUAUGUUCAAGAUCAACAGCUAGCCUCUAUUCCGACGAAAAGGAAUAGAGUUUUCGUUGAUGCUUCCCAAACGUUCUUGUGCUCAUCACGAUCCACGUCUCAGCGCAAGCGAAAGAGGAGGAAGAAGGCUAGCGCAAAGUGUGACAGGAAGGCUGUGAAAGAAAUGUUGAAAUCUGCCAACGAGAAGCCGAUCUCAAUAACGAAAGGGGCAGGAACCAAAGUAGCAGAAAGAAAGCAAGCGAAAGAGGAAACGAAAGCCGGUGGAAAGAAGAAAAAGAAGAAAAAGAAGAAGAAGAAGAAGGAGAAGGAGAAGAAAGAAAAGGAGAAAGUGAAGAAAAAGAAGGAGAGGGAGAAGAAAGGCGCAAAGAGUACGUCUAAGACACUCAGUCAGGAAGACCAAAACCAAGGCGGUACACAAAGGACUGAACCCCGCGGCAGGAAACGAAAGAACAAAAAAGCUAAGAAAAGCUUGAAGACUGUUGCAAAGGACAAGGUAAAGGACGACAGAGUGUCGAGAUCAGGGGACUCAAGAAGCGUACAGAUGGAGGAGAAGGCAAAAACCAAGCAGGGCGUGGUUCCAGUGAGGGAGUCAAAGACCAAGUCGGCAGCAAAAAAGGCAUGUGCGAAGAGGACUGACGUCAAGGAGGUGGCUACGGGGCCAGCCAAAGGCAAGAAGCAGACCAAUGCACAAGCCAAACCAACGGAGAAGUGAAAGAAGAAAGCUGCAAGGAGGGGAUGCUCGGAACUGGCCGCGGUCGUAUAAUUGAAACAUAUGCUUGGGCCAUGGUAUGACGUUGGCUUAAGUACAUGUACACGCUAUCUGACGGAUGUUGCGGGCAAAGCAUGGACUUGUGGAUCUUCGUGUAGUGGUC